CGCCGCAGGAGUUCUGUUCUUGUUGGCGCUCCGUUGCCUGGCACGAUCACAGCUUGUCCGCGGCGUUGACCCGCUCAGGAUGCACAGCGCCAUAGCCGCCCUCUCUGCUCUACGGAGCGCUCGGGCCGACAUUUCCAGGUGACGACUGAACUGAGAGGCUUGCUAUGUGGGGAAUAGUAAACACAGAACUGUGCCCCUUCACUACAGUGUAUUGAGUUGCUGCAACCCUGAGAGUGCAUCUCAAGCAAGUGAGAUGGGAUUGUGGCCAUUGAUAAAACCUUGAUCAUUUUUGCGCAACCAACCCAGUUUCUGCACUGUCCUGGGAUUAGACUGAUGGCAGUUGAUAAAGAGCUCCUCCUGAAACUCCGGAAAGAGACGGGAUACUCAUUUACAAAUUGUAAGAAGGCCUUAGAACAGUUUAGCAGUGACCUUCAACAGGCUGAAGCUUGGCUGCACGAACAGGCCCACAAGGAAGGAUGGAGUAAAGCUUCUAAACUGCAAGGUCGAAAAACAAAGGAGGGCCUCAUUGGACUGCUGCAAGAUGGAAGCUCAGCUGUCCUGGUGGAGGUGAAUUGUGAAACGGAUUUUGUUGCCAGGAAUGUCAAGUUUCAGCAGUUGGUGCAGCAGGCAGCCAUUGCCACAAUGGCACACGGUCACUCCAAACAUGCAAAUGCCAUCGAUUACACCAAGAAUUCCUUUACAACUGAAGAAAUAACACAAUUGAAAACCAGUUUAGACAGCUGUCCUCUUGCUGACCAGCUUGCCCUGGCUAUUGGUAACCUUGGUGAGAAAAUGAUUAUAAGAAGAGCUGCCUGGGUGGCUGUGCCAUCCGAUUGGUAUAUUGGCACAUAUGUUCAUGGAAUGCUGCCAGUAGACAACCCAACCCUUGCAAAGAUGACAUUUGGAAAAUAUGGCGCAUUAGUGAUCUAUAGGCCCCUGGAACAGAAUUCAAAAAUAAACCUCUCUGAGCUGGGCCGCAGGUUAGGACAGCACAUUGUGGGAAUGAUGCCACUGUCUGUGGGCUCAAUGGAAGACCCGCCUGGUGAUGACACAGAGACCAAGAUGCUGGCACAGCCUUUCCUGCUGGACUCUAGCACGACUGUGGGGCAGUUCCUGUAUACAAACGGAGUGUCGUUGUUGGACUUUGUACGGUAUGAGUGUGGAGAGGUAACUGAGGUGGCAGAGAAAGUAUAAUUGGAACGUUGCAGUGCAUCCCAAAAAAAUGUACAGAGUUUUUCAUUGUGGAAACCUCUUUACUGAUAUCAGAAUAAAAUAAUGAUCUCCAACAA
Messenger RNA from Carcharodon carcharias (great white shark), 1289 nucleotides. It is a transcript of the gene tsfm, whose product is annotated as Ts translation elongation factor, mitochondrial. Gene Ontology annotation, molecular function: translation elongation factor activity; protein binding. Gene Ontology annotation, cellular component: mitochondrial matrix. Gene Ontology annotation, biological process: mitochondrial translational elongation. Bases 334 to 1194 code for a protein of 286 amino acids. Lineage: Eukaryota; Metazoa; Chordata; Chondrichthyes; Lamniformes; Lamnidae. The record is from RefSeq and is a predicted model, not a curated record. The transcript has 7 exons.